This is a messenger RNA of Australozyma saopauloensis, 906 nucleotides long. RefSeq lists its product as uncharacterized. The transcript has a single exon. Bases 1 to 906 code for a protein of 301 amino acids. The record is from RefSeq and is a predicted model, not a curated record. NCBI's taxonomy places the organism in Eukaryota, Fungi, Ascomycota, Pichiomycetes, Serinales, Metschnikowiaceae.
AUGAGGCGGCACUCCCCUUCACAACGUAAUCAUACUCAAAUGAGAUCUUUCAUUACCCCCACCAGACGAGCCCUCGCAUUUCCUAUAUCCCCGAGGAUCUCUCAUAAUUUGGUGAGAUUUAACUCGUCAAAGAAAUCAGAUAAUGUUCCAUCAGAUGCUUCAUCUCCCACAAAACUUCCAAUACCAGACAAGCUGAAUGCCUCUGUCGAUGUCCAAAAGGCCAAAAGUGCAGGCGAGCCAGAGAGAAAAGAUACCACGAAUAACAGCCUGGACAAAUAUCUUUCGUUCGAUGAGCUUCCAAAGGUACCACAGGCAGAAGUUGAUAGAGUUGUUUCCAUUAACCAACUAUAUUCCUACCAACCACGCAACAUUUUUGAUCCGGAAGAAGAGUCAAAGCCAGAAACUUUUGCAUACAACUUUUCCAUGCUACCGAGUGAUGUCAACUACCCCAGACGAUACUCAGCCGUAGAUGUCUGGCACGAAGUAAACGGACAAUCUCCUGAUCACACAAUCAAAGUUCACCCUCUCAAAAGAUCUAUCACCGGCAAAUUCGAAAGAAGCACUCUAUUGAAUGAAGUAAGCGAUUUUUAUCUCUGGGAUAUGUUUCCUCAAGAAGAUUCCUUUGGUGCUGCACCAUUUGAUGGCGACAAAACCAUCGACAGCGUCAAAAAUUAUGAGAAAAAACACAACGAUCUUUUGAAAAAGAAGUUUGAUGAAGAAAUGGCCAAAUCCAAGGAGCUCGAGAAUUUCCGAAAUGAAAUCAAUGCUGCCAAGUCAUUCGUCAAGAAAAAGUACUCUACAGACGAAGAUACAACAGUCGGUCAACCUCGCGGAAGAAAGAAGUUUGACAGAGAGCUAUACAAAAAGUACUUGAAGCUAGUGCAGGGCUCGAGGGAUAAGAACUAG